This is a messenger RNA of Thecamonas trahens ATCC 50062, 3037 nucleotides long. RefSeq lists its product as uncharacterized. The transcript has a single exon. The record is from RefSeq and is a predicted model, not a curated record. The coding region runs from base 197 to 3010 and encodes 937 amino acids. Gene Ontology annotation, molecular function: protein binding. NCBI's taxonomy places the organism in Eukaryota, Apusomonadida, Apusomonadidae.
CUCUCCGCACCACCCUCCCACCUACUUCCCCUCCCUACCUACCUCCCCACCCACCCACGUGUUCUCCGUGGGGCGGAGCAAAUCGGAGCAUAUCGGUAGCCACCAUUACCUGCCGAGGGACUCUUCCUCGCACUCCAGCACCCGCUCACCACCACCACCACCACCAUACACAAUCCCAUACCAUACGUACAUAUAGAUGCCUGAUCCGUUGUCAAGAGAAUGCUCAGGAUCGGGCUCAGGAUCACCCAGGACUGGCGGGAAUGGGUCGGCUGGAUCAGGCGGGCGUGCCGCACCUCGCUCUCCGGUGCCUGAUGCCGGCGUGGCAGAUGCCGACGGUCGUGGGGUGGGUCAAGUUGAUGCUGAAGAUGGAGAUCUGUCGGUAGACGAGUAUCCACUCCAUGUUCAUGCCUACCACAACAAUGUUAGAGCUCUUACUGAUGGGCUGGUGGCGGCCUUGGCAGACGCCGCCGGCAGCGCAGGCAUUGACGACGGCAUGCUCGAUGACGCUCGAGCCGGGCUUGCCGAACUGGCUGGGCCGCAAGAGCCAGUGCGAGCCACCCUGGCUGCGCGUGCUCUCCUACGCAAAGAUGCUCGGGGGAGGACGCCGCUGAUGUGGGCAGCAAUCGGCAAUGCGCCGGAUGCCAUGGCUGUUCUCCUUCGUUCCGUCCCAGUCUACCCCGUGCCGGUUCCGGGCGGCUCACCAGAGUAUGCGCCGGGCCUGUGGUCAUCGUCGUCGGGCGGUAUCGGCGAUGUUUGGACUGCCGCCGAUGAUAACGGAUACACUACGCUUCAUUGGGCGGCGAUCCGCGGCGUCGACGACGUUCUCCCGCUGCUCGUCCCGUCACCCGAGCCGGCCGAACCUCAGCCUGCGGUAUUUGCCGGCCCGCGGCUGGACGUUCUGCUCGAGGACUCGGUUGCAUUUGGCCACGUUGAAGAUCGUGGCACCUUUGCCCACUUUCUGGCCCGCGAGGACCUCGCUCCUGCGCUGGCACACGUUCUCGGCGUGGCGGCUGCCCGCCCGCCACCGGACCACCUCCUCACCAACAUCCUUGCCACGCGCGACGUUGUAGGGCGAACACCGCUCGGUACUGCCGCGGCCUACGGCGCCACGGCCGCAAUCGAGGUCAUACUCGACCAUGCUGGUGCACUGGAGCUGGACGAGCCCGAUGCUGUCGGCCGCACGCCGCUGAUGUGGGCUGGAGCGGGCGGCCAUGUCGCCGCGUUCACAGCGCUUGUUCGCGCUGGCGCCUUGCUCUCACACCCAGAUGCCCAAGGCAACACACCGUUGCACUACAUAGCAAUGCAGGGCGCUGUGGCCUGUAUCAACGCCGUGUCCGCCGCACUCGCACCCGAGGCCGAUGCUCGUCACGGCACCUCUUUGCCUCCGCAUAUUGUCAACGUGACGGAUAGCAAGGACCGGACGCCACUGUUUUGGGCGGUCAACGGCAAGCAACUUGGCGCGGUGACAGCGCUUCUCGAUGCCGGCGCAGAUGUGUCGGCAGUCGACUCGCGUGGGCGGACAGCACUCCACUGGGCGGCCUAUGCACAGUACGGUGCAGUGACCAAGGCGCUCUUGACGGCCGGCGCGGAUCCUGGCGUCUCUGACGCGCUUGGGCGGACGCCGCUUUUCCACGCCGCCCAUGUCGGCGACGCUGUCUUUCUGCGUACCUGCAUCCGGUUUGUCGCCGUGCCGACAAAGAUCGCCUUGGUUGCUGACGGUUCGGGCCGCCAGGCGCUGCACAUGGCGGCCGCUGCUGGGCACGUCAACGCGCUGCGGAUCCUGCAUCGCCUCGGGGCGGUUCCACUCGACGCGCCCGACGUGCAUGGAGUGACUCCGUUGCACCUUGCGGCAUACACCGGAACCAUCGCCGCGCUGCGGUAUCUGGUCCAGGCCGGGGCACUGGUCGAUGUCCGCGAUGCGAGCGGGCGGACGCCGCUACACUGGGCGGCUGCCUCCGGCUCGAUACCCGCGGUCUACGUCUUACUCAGCCUUGGUGCACCGCGUGACGCACCCGAUACCUCGGGCGCGCUACCAUGCCACUACGCGUCCGCGAUAUCUGCUGACGACGUCUCUGCUGCGCUCGAGGUACCCGGCUGGCCAAUGCCGGCACACUUGCCGGUUCUUCCAGCCCAGCUCGUCGUCGAGCUCCGCCGCGAUCCGGCGGUUCCGCGCGAGAGAGUAGACCCGCCACCAGCCGCAAUGGCGCGGCCUGAUGUUGCGACAUCACCGAUUGCAAGCGCGUCGCCCAGCGGUGGGCGUAAGUUGGUGUCGCGGACCUCCCUGCCGCUGCUCUCCGUGCCGUCGCCACCCGGGGCGCCAGCUGCGGGACGAGCCCACGGCAUCCGUUCGCAUAUGCCGCGCAACUUUUCGUUUGCAACCUCGCUGUCAUCGACGUCACCAGAUACAGCGUCGGCGGUCUCCUCGCCGGAACACGCCCUCCCACCGGCUCGUUAUCGCGGCUCGCAGAUUGUCACCAAAGUUGCGGGACCGCCGGGCUGGCCGAUCCAUCGCGUCUCGGUCGGCGUCCAUGCCGCACCGACAACUCGAUCGGUCGGCAUCCAGCACGACGGUGACUUGCUUGCUCACCCGCCACCCAUCCGGCGCAUCUGUUCUACAACUACUCGCCCCGUUGGUCCGUCGCCACCACGCAAGCAGCGGCGUCGGCGUUCGACUUCGCCGCGGAAGCGCAUCCACAUUGCAGUUUAUGACCCGCGGCUCGAGGCCCAUCGCUCGGAUGCAGUGCCCGCAUCGUCUCAUUUGCCGGCCCAGCCCUCAGCUCCUACUCGCCAUCCAUGGCCACAGGUGUCGAGCCACAAAGCCCGUCGAUCGCUCCGCUCCCGCGCCCCCUCACACUCGCGGUACAAGCGUCCGUCCCCGCGAUCCGACGCGGUCCUCGGUCUGCCGUCCAACCCGUCCCGAACCCGACCGGCGUCGACCACCGUCUCCUUCGCCGACCAGCCACGCCAUCGCACCCACCGUCGGAGACGCAGCGAUCAUCUCUGGCGCUAGCAACGCCAUCCGGUGCUGACACGUACC